Molecule: messenger RNA, 2385 nt
Organism: Chaetomium fimeti
Lineage: Eukaryota; Fungi; Ascomycota; Sordariomycetes; Sordariales; Chaetomiaceae
Exons: 4
Coding region: 274-2103 (609 amino acids)
Source: RefSeq, a predicted model, not a curated record
GGGGAGAUCAUUCCCCACAUGCUUGGCUGACAGGGGGGCAGAGCCAAAUUUGCGGCUCCUUUCCUGAACGGGAACCGUGUCCGUCUCGGGCGCCGGAGCACGCGAUGUGACCCUCAGCAGAAUCAAAGCACAGCACAGCACGGUCCAUUUUUUAUUUGACCUCUCAUCAUGACCUCCCUCGACGUCCCGUGAAAAGCGGCCUUGGGGAACUGGGCACCGAGACAAGAUACUACCGCACAGUCUCCCCUCUGACCUUCUAGUCAUUGCCCGAAAAUGGAGACGUUCGAUUUUGUCGUCGUCGGAACAGGCAUCUUUGGCCUUGCCGCCGCAAAGACAUUCCAUCAGCUGGAACCCAAAAGCACCCUGGCCAUUCUGGACUCUGGAACUACCGUCGGGGGCGUCUGGGCCGAAGAACGGCUGUACCCAGGGCUGAAGACCAACAACAUGCUGGGGACCUUCGAGUAUCCGGAUUUUCCAAUGCGCACCGACAUCUUCGGCGUCAAACCCGGAGAACAUAUGCCGGGGGAGGCGAUGUUGAAGUACCUCACCAAGUAUGCUGAAAAGUUCGACAUCUUCGACAAGAUCCGUUUUCGGUCAGCGGUCACGACCGCCGAGCACCAAGGCACCACCGGAGGGUGGAUCUUGACUGUCCAGAAUGGUACCGCUCAAUACCAAAUCUUCGCACGCAAACUGGUCAUGGCCGCGGGACUUACUUCAGAUCCAUUUUUGCCGCACAUUGAAGGCCAAGAGAAGUUUGGAGUGCCCCUUUUCCACAGCGGAGACUUCGUCAAGUACGCCGAGACGCUGGAUUCUGCCACGACGGUGACGAUAUUCGGAGGAACAAAGUCAGCUUGGGACAUUGUGUACGCUUAUGCUUCAAAGGGCGUCAAGGUGAACUGGGUGAUACGAGCAAGCGGGCAUGGUCCAAUUUGGAUAUCACCUCCCUAUGUCACCCCGCUGAAGAAAUGGCUCGAGAAACUAGUCCACACACGCCUGCUUACAUGGUUCAGUCCUUGCAUAUGGGGUGACGUUGACGGCUACGGUUGGAUCCGCCGCUUCUACCAUGGGUCCGCCAUCGGCCGCGCCAUCACGAACGCCUUCUGGUCCAUACUGGGCAACGACGUUCUCACCUUGAAUAAGUACGACUCGCAUCCAGAGACAAAAAAGCUCAAGCCGUGGAGUCAUGCGAUGUUCACGGCAUCCUCCUUCUCCAUCUUAAACUACCCAACCAACAUUUUCGACCUUGUGCGCGAUGGCACUAUUAAAGUGCACAUCGCCGACCUUACGGGCUUGUCGGAGAGGACUGUGCACCUAUCCGACGGUACACAACUUGACACCGACGCGCUCUGCUGUGUCACCGGCUGGAAGCACGUGCCGCCCGUCAAGUUCCUACCUGAGGGCAUCGAAAAGGAGUUGGGACUGCCUCGCAAGGCCUCGGAGAACGACCUGUUCAGCCCCAAGAAAGUGCACCUGGCCGACGGCACCAUCCUCUCCCGCUUCCCACAGCUGCGUGACCAGCCCGUACAGAACGAACACCUGACGCCGCUCCUCAGCACCGAGGGCCUCACGACCACGGACGCGAUCAACCCCUCCACACCCCUCACCCCCUGGACGCUCUACCGCUUCAUCGUGCCCCCCUCGGAGCGCCUGCUCCAGACGCGCGACAUCGCCUUCGCCGGCAUGCUGCUCAACUUCUCCACCACGCUCGUCGCGCACGCCCAGGCCGUCUGGAUCGCCGCCUACUUCCGCGACCAGCUGUCCGCGGCCGUCCUCCCGCCGCUGGCGCCGCGCCGCUCCGACAGCGCGCGGCGGAAGGAGGAGGAGCAGGAGGAGGAGGAUACCAAGACGAUGGCCGAGGUCCGCCGCGAGACGCGCCUGCACGCUCGUUUUGGGCGCUGGCGCUACCCGGCUGGGCAUGGCACGCAGUUCCCUGAUUUUGUGUUUGACGGGCUGCCGUAUGUGGAUUUGUUGGUUAAUGAUCUGGGCUUGAAGGUUCAUCGGAAGGGGGGGUGGUUUGCGGAGAUGACGGAGCCGUAUGGCCCGGAGGAUUAUCGCGAUUUGGUGGCGGAGUUUGUGACGAAGGUGGGGGGGAGGGGUGGUUAGUUGGGAACUUGGGGUUGGCGUUGGGUUGGGGUUGCCCUGUUGGUGGUGGGAUUGUAUGAGGGGUGGGUUCCAAUAUGGAUGGGUGGGUGGAUUGUUUGCUCUGUUGUUGAGAACUCGAGCAUGUGCUUGGAGAAUUGAUGUUUAAUGGUCAUUUGUUGCGCGUGAUUCGGGGUGGGGGGAUGCGUGUUCCUCACGGAGGCUUUUUGGACAACUUGGAACUACAAAAAUUGAAUUUCGGUUGGGCGUCGACCCUCACAUAAUUCCUGAUAUUUCACAUUUGGC